GCCAUUUGACCUGAACCUCUACAAGUCUUUGUCGCCUGAAAACUUUCCUCCAACUCAAAUUCUAACAAUUCAGAAAUAUUAUAUCGCUUUGUCAUGGCGAACUUACCUGUCAUCGACCUGGACUUAUUCCUCUCUCAACCGCUGGAGUCUCAAGCUGUGCAGGAUGAGUGCAAAAAAGCUGCCGAUGCGUUGAUUACCUAUGGCGCUCUGUUGCUUAAAGAUCAGCGUGUCUCUGAGGAUGACAACGCUAAUUUUCUGGAUCUUCAAGAGGAUUACUUCGCCCAGCCGAUUUCCGAUUUGAAGAAGGAUGAACGCCCCGAGUUUAGCUACCAGGUCGGCGUCACCCUAGAGAACACAGAGAAGCCCAAGUGUGCAGUAGAUGAGCCGUGCCUGCGUGUCAUCGAGCGGUUGAGUCCGUCAGAGAGACCGCUUGAUAUCACAGCACAUCAGCCCGACCCCAAGUGUAGGUUCUUUUGGAAGAUGAGCGAGAAACCCCCGUACGAGACCAACUACCCGGGUCUGAAUGCUCCUAAUGUCGUCCCUGAUGACGAGGCUUUGAAGACUCGCUGGGCUCCCGUCAUGGGAGCCUGGGGCACUUCUAUGAAGAACGCUGUCCAAGGGUUAGCUCAAAUGGCUGCGAUGGGCAUGGGCUUAUCUCGUGAAACGUUCACAGAUGCGGCUAAAUAUGGACCGCAUCUUCUUGCGCCAACCGCGUCUGACCUUGUCAAGUACGGCGAGGUCAAUACUAUCCUCGCUGGAUUCCAUACAGACCUCAACUUCUUAACAAUUCAUGGUCGAUCUCGAUACCCUGGUUUGCAUAUUUGGGCUCGCAACACAGGGAAGCGUAUUGCAGUGAAAUUUCCUUCGACCGGUCGCUAUUUGCUCGUACAGGCGGGCAAGCAACUCGAGCAUCUCACAGGCGGUCUUGUCAAGGCUGGGUACCAUGAGGUCGUUGUGAACGAAUCAACAGUCGCUACCAUCGAGCGUCGCAAGAUUGAGAAUCCUGAUCGCCCUCUCAUUCGCAUCUCCUCCACGUUCUUUUUCCACCUCUCAUCGGAUUAUGAUUUGGCUCCUAUUCUUUCUCUUGCUAAGAAGGCUCAAGAUAUUCGUCUUGAUGGCCAGAACCUUGGAACCACGGACAGCGUGGAAGACACUGUCUACGAAACCAUGAAAGUUGGCCAACAGGUCCAGAACGAAUUGCGACAUAUCGCCUUGAUGGCAUGAACUAUCAGAAUCACCGUCGAAGUGAAAUGGGAACAAAGACGCCCUUGUUCUUGAUUGAUACCAGUCUAUGUUUUGUCCCUCAAUAUGUAUUGAUUCCAGGAUCUGGGUGGCUUCACAAACACUAAAAAUGCUUUGAGUAUGGGGCC
Molecule: messenger RNA, 1370 nt
Organism: Heterobasidion irregulare TC 32-1
Lineage: Eukaryota; Fungi; Basidiomycota; Agaricomycetes; Russulales; Bondarzewiaceae
Exons: 7
Coding region: 94-1224 (376 amino acids)
Molecular function (GO): dioxygenase activity
Source: RefSeq, a predicted model, not a curated record